Pipistrellus nathusii (Nathusius's pipistrelle) is the source of this 1509-nucleotide messenger RNA. NCBI's taxonomy places the organism in Eukaryota, Metazoa, Chordata, Mammalia, Chiroptera, Vespertilionidae. The record is from the annotation of a GenBank genome assembly.
AUGUGUCAUGGAAUGAACCCGGGCCCAGGAGAUGGGUUUCUAGAGCAGCAGCGGCGGCGGCGGCAGCAGCAGCAGCAGCAGCCGCCGAAGCCUCAGUGCCCCCAGAGGCUCCUGGCCGUGAUCCUGUGGCUCCAGCUGGCCCUGUGCCUGGGCCCCGCGCAGCUCACAGGGGGGCUCGAUGACCCGCAGGCGUGCGCCGACCCCGGCGUCCCCGAGAACGGUUUCCGGACGCCCCGCGGCGGGGUGUUCCUUGAAGGCUCCGUGUCCCGCUACCACUGCCAGGACGGCUUCACGCUGAGGGGCUCCAGCAAGAGGCUGUGCGUGAAGCACCUCAACGGGACCCUCGGCUGGAUCCCGAGCGACAGAUCCGUCUGCGUGCAAGAAGAUUGCCGUACCCCCUUCAUCGAAGACGCCGAGAUCCACAACAGGACCUACAGGCACGGGGACAAGCUGAACAUCACCUGCCACGAGGGCUUCAAGCUCCGGUACCCCGACCUGUACAACGUGGCCUCCUUGUGUCGCGAUGACGGGACGUGGGACAACCUGCCCAUCUGCCAAGGCUGCCUGAGGCCGCUGGCCUCUUCCAACGGCUAUGUGAACAUCUCCGAGUUCCAGACCGCCUUCCCCGUGGGCACGGUCAUCGCCUACCGCUGCUUCCCCGGCUUCAAGCUCGAGGGCUCGGCCUAUCUCGAGUGCUUGCACAACCUCAUCUGGUCGUCCAGCCCACCCCGGUGCCUUGCUCUGGAAGUCUGCCCGCUGCCCCCCGUGGUGAGCCACGGCGACUUCGUCUGCCACCCGCGGCCUUGCGAUCGCUACCCCCAUGGGACCGUGGUGGAGUUUUACUGCGACCCGGGCUACAGCCUCACCAGCGACUACAAGUACAUCACCUGCCAGUACGGCGCCUGGUUCCCCGCCUACCAGGUCUUCUGCGUCCGCUCCGAGCAAACGUGGCCGGGCGCCCACGAGACCCUCCUGACCACGUGGAAGAUCGUGGCGUUCACGGCCACCAGCGUGCUGCUGGUGCUGCUGCUCGUCAUCCUGGCCAGGAUGUUCCAGACCAAGUUCAAGGCCCGCUUCCCCGCCAGGGGCCCCCCCAGGAGCUCCAGCAGCGACCCCGACUUCGUGGUGGUGGACGGCGUGCCCGUAAUGCUGCCGUCCUACGACGAGGCGGUGCGCGGCGGCCUGAGUGCCUUAGGCCCCGGGGUCCUGGCCCCCGGGGGCCGGGGCUGCCCGCUGCCCGCGGACGACCAGAGCCCCCCGGCCUACCCGGGCCCCGCGGACACGGACGCGGGCCCCGGGGCGUCCGACACCCUCGACGGCGGCGGCAUCGUCUCCGGGUCUUCCGAGCGGCUCCCGAGCCUGUACCCGUCCCCCCAGGGCCAGGGGGGCGCCCGCCCGGCUUCCGACAACCCGGACUCGGCGGCCGGCCCCGCGGCGGGGGAGGUGGCCUCCACCAGCCCGGGCAUCGACAUCGCAGACGAGAUCCCGCUCAUGGAAGAGGACCCGUAG